Messenger RNA from Nerophis lumbriciformis (worm pipefish), 1596 nucleotides. The record is from RefSeq and is a predicted model, not a curated record. Lineage: Eukaryota; Metazoa; Chordata; Actinopteri; Syngnathiformes; Syngnathidae.
AUGAAGUGUUCAUUGCUGCUCAUUGUCAUUUGCUGUAGUUUGUUAGCGUUGCCGUGUUCAGGUGAAGGAAGCUUUCCUGAGCAAGAAAAGGAUCCUAAUUUCUGGCUAUCCUGGGCCCAACGGACUCUGAACAACGCUCUAAAUCUGCAACACCUAAACCAAAACAUUGCCAAGAACCUCAUCUUGUUCCUCGGAGAUGGGAUGGGCGUCCCCACGGUGACGGCCGCUCGGAUAUUGAAGGGUCAGCUGAACGGACAGCCUGGCGAGGAGACCGUGAUGGAGAUGGACAAGUUUCCGUAUGUGGCUUUGUCCAAGACAUACAACACAGAUUCGCAGGUGGCUGACAGCGCUGGCACGGCCACAGCUUUCCUUUGCGGCGUCAAGGCCAAUGCUGGCACUGUGGGCGUGAGUGCCAACGCCGUCCGCGCCCAAUGCAAUACUACGUUCGGCAACGAGGUCACUUCUAUCCUCAGAUGGGCCAAGGAUGAAGGCAAGUCGGUGGGUAUCGUGACAACCACUCGCAUCAUGCACGCUACACCCAGCGCCGCCUAUGCCCACAGUGUGAACCGAGACUGGUACUCAGACAACGAAAUGCCGGCUGAGGCGCUGGAGGCCGGCUGCAAAGACAUCGCCAGGCAACUGUUUGAAAAUAUUCCAAAUAUUGACGUAAUGAUGGGUGGAGGUCGGAAGUACAUGUUUCCGAAAAACACGCCAGAUGUUGAAUACCCGGACAACGGGAGUCACAACGGCACACGCAACGACGGUCGGCACCUGGUGCAGGAGUGGCUCGACAAAACCCAGAGCAAAAAAGGCCAUUACGUGUGGAACAAGCGUCAGCUCUUAUCGCUCAACCCCCUCAAUGUUGAUUACUUACUAGGUCUCUUUGAACCGUCGGAUCUCAUGUUCGAAUUAGAGAGGGACAGAGAGACCGAGCCAUCACUCACGGAGAUGGUGGAGGUUGCCAUCAAGAUUUUGCGGAAGAACCCCAAUGGAUACUUCUUGCUUGUCGAAGGCGGUCGUAUUGAUCAUGGUCACCACGGUAGUUUGGCCCAGCUAGCUCUGCACGAUGCUGUGGAAAUGGACCGGGCCAUCGGUCGAGCGGACCUUAUGACCAGCGUCUAUGAUACCUUGACUGUCGUCACCGCCGACCAUUCGCACGUGUUUACCUUUGGAGGAUACACUUGGAGAGGAAACAGCAUUUUCGGCUUGGCCCCCGAAUUCAGCGAUGUAGACCAAAAGCCCUACACCGCCAUCACGUACGGCAAUGGCCCGGGUUACAGAUUGGUCGACGGCGCAAGGGAGAACAUCACAAAUGUUGACUAUGGUGGUGCCAUCUACCAGGCUCAGUCAGCUGUUCCGCUUAAGUCAGAGACACACGGUGGGGAGGAUGUGCCCGUGUUCGCCAAAGGCCCGCUGGCUCACCUUUUGCACGGCGUGCACGAGCAGAACUACAUCCCGCACGUCAUGGCUUACGCAGCCUGCAUCGGUAUCAACAAGGGCCACUGCCCGCAUGACGGUUCCAUUUUUGACAACGCCGAACGGCCCGUAUUGUCGAGCAUCAUUGCUCUGCUGGCUGUUGUGCGAUUUCUGUGUUGA